Molecule: messenger RNA, 1878 nt
Organism: Mycosarcoma maydis (corn smut)
Lineage: Eukaryota; Fungi; Basidiomycota; Ustilaginomycetes; Ustilaginales
Exons: 1
Coding region: 1-1878 (625 amino acids)
Source: RefSeq, a predicted model, not a curated record
AUGGCUUCAACGGACGAGGCCAGGGUCAAGGUGCUCGGCAAUGGCAUUCAGCUGCACCAGCUUAACAGCGACUACAGUUGUUUCCGCACGGCUGUGCAGCCAACGUGGUAUCCACCUCGGCUUACGAUGCGCGAAGUGGCGAUGCUCAGAAUCAUGGACGCGCUUACCGACAAGCCGGACUGGCAUCGCAAGGUCAACGAUGCGCACAUUGUAGCCAAAUGGCGAAACGAAGCGCUCGAGCAGACACCCGUCAUGUCCUCUCAGGCUUUCGAUUGGUGCAUAUUCGAGCUGCGUGAUAAGGCCAAAGCGUUUGAGCGCACCGGGCUCAUCCGCACAUUCGACUCUCACAGUGCUUGCGUGAAAUCCGACCUUGUCUUGACAAGCGACCUGCUGACCAACUUGAAGGACGCCGUCAAGCCGCUCUUGGAACGCGAGCCAAAAGACUGGCAUCCACGCUCCAACGACCAAGUGCUCAACCUCGUCCACCCGUCUCUCUACCCUCUUGUCUAUGGUCGCACACGCUACCUUGCACAGGGCAGCGUCGAUCUUGACAAUUGGUUCAAGAGCGACACAGGAAUUUGCUUUCCCGAUCAGACUAGACCCGAGCCACCACCGAACAGGUACGAUGCGGAUCCAGCAGAGAUGUACUCUUUUCGUUUCCAGUGGCUUCCGUGUGACGUUGGCUUUAAAGGCGAUGCUGGUACCGAUGUAGUGAUUCGCUCCUACAUCAACAAUCUAGAGCCUACCAAGAAUCGUCGGCUCUAUGCACUGAUCGAACAGGCGAUAUCUCUGUCGAUCGAACCUUGGAAUCAGGUGCUCGUUCGCGCCACUACGAACCAGGCUCCUCUACGCAUCCAAUGCGAAGGUGGAGCGGACUGGCAACCUGCAGAGCCUCCGUCUUGGAUCGAAGAAAUUCCGUACGACACCAAUGACGAAGAUCUCGCCCCUGAGCUCGUCGCCCGACUGAACGAAUUCUUUGGCGAGCCCGACAAUCCAGAGUUGGUCGAGAUCCAAGGUCCAUUCUCGUUGCAAGAUUCUUUGCACGAAACGUCGAGCCUCGUCUGGUCCGCACACGAAAAAUUCAACCGCACGCGACGUAUCUUGCAUCCUGAGCCCGGAGACGAGGACGACUACCGUCACUGGCGCUCUCGAGUGGAUGGCUCUGAGCAGCUCGACUUGGGCGAGCGCUGGAACGCUCCCGAUCCGGAGCGCCACGUCCGGCUCGAACACGAGUAUCGCGAUCGUGGUCUGCAAGUGAUCGUCAAGCUGGCCAGCAUCGAACUUACACCAGAGCAACCCAAGUAUGCAGGCGGAAGCUGGCACGUGGAAGGCAUGAUGAAUGAGCACAUUGUUGCCACGAGCAUUCUCUACUACGACGUUGAGAAUGUGAGCGAAGCGCGCAUCUCGUUGCGUCAGAACGCCGAUCUGGACGAGGUCGACAUGCCGUACGAGCAAGAUGAUCAUGCUCCGCUCUGCGUCAUCUUUGGCACGUCGUCGCUUCGCGAAGAAAUCAAGCUCCAGGAGCUCGGCAGUAUCGCUACUCGGCGUGGACGGCUGCUUGCCUUCCCAAACACUUUGCAACACCGCGUCGAACCGUUUGAGCUGAUCGACAAGUCAAAACCGGGUCAUCGCCGCUUUCUCGUGCUUUGGCUCGUCGAUCCCAAUUAUCCGCUCCCAAGCACCUCGAUUGUCCCACCGCAGCAAGAGAGUUGGUGGCUCGAAAGGUCGGCACAAGACGUUCACCCCGCACUAAACGACAGAGCUCUCAUGACGUUCGACGAGGCCAAGGCGAUCCGCCUGCAACUCAUGGACGAACGCACACAGAGAGAACAAGCCACUGCAAACGCUACAGACACAUACAAUUUCUGUGAGCAUUGA